Messenger RNA from Eremomyces bilateralis CBS 781.70, 846 nucleotides. RefSeq lists its product as uncharacterized. The annotation marks the transcript as partial. The transcript is spliced from 3 exons. The record is from RefSeq and is a predicted model, not a curated record. NCBI's taxonomy places the organism in Eukaryota, Fungi, Ascomycota, Dothideomycetes, Eremomycetales, Eremomycetaceae.
GCAGGUAUCUACUCCGAUAUGACCGUCGAUGGUCCGGAGAUUGGUACCCUGGUUGUCAUCAUAGACCGGGCAAAGAAUCUCCCCAACCGGAAGUCCAUGGGAAAGCAAGAUCCAUAUUGUGCCGCAAGGUUAGGGAAAGAAGCAAAAAAAACCGAGACGGAUAAACGAGGAGGGCAAACUCCCAAAUGGGAUCAAGAGCUACGCUUUACCGUCCACGAUUCACCGGACUACUACAGCCUCAAACUUUCCGUCUUCAACGAUGAUAAAAGGACCGAACUGAUUGGCGAGGCCUGGGUCAGCCUGGACGACGUGGUUGUGCCUGGCGGAGGGCAGAGUGAUAUGUGGCAGAAUCUCGGCUGCAAAGGGAAAUAUGCCGGGGAUGUUCGACUCGAGAUCACAUACUACGACACAAGACCAAAGCCCGAGAAACCAAAGGAGCCGGUCCACCCGGAGCAACAGUUCGACGAACAACGCGAUCGCGUGAACUCCGGAGUUGCCGGUCCCAGACGAGACACCCCGAUCAAGCGACGACCACUCCCGUCCAAUCCCACGAGUGCCUCUCAGUCUCCGAAUGUCGACGUGGACCAUGGAAGACCUCUGCCGAAUCCGUCCUCCGGACCUCGAAGCUACCAGACUCCACCCAGCACUAGAAACACGGACCCAACAACUACGACACCACUCCCAGCAAAUCCCGCAAAUCCGUACCCGGCCCCGCUCCCCUCGACCCCAAACCCUCUCCGCUUUCCGUCUCCCACCCCGCCUACGACCCCUACGAGGCCCCCGAACCCAUCAUCGACGCCCACGGCCGCCCCAUCGAUCCCUCCGACCACCUCCCCAUCUCCGCCU